AUGAUGAAUUUAGAUAUAGCGUAUCCUUUACAGUAUGGUUUUCAAGAUCCUGCUACACCUGUUAUGCAAGGUAUAAUAUCAUUGCAUGAUCAUAUAUUUUUUUAUCUAAUUGUUACAACUGUUUUUGUUACAUGGAUAUUAUCUGUUAUUAUAUUUGAGUUUAAAGAUGAGUUUUUUUCUCAUAAGUAUAUUAGACAUGGUACAUUAAUUGAGAUUAUUUGGACUGUGACUCCGGCGUUUAUUUUGAUUUCGAUAGCUUUUCCUUCAUUUAGAUUGUUAUAUUUAAUGGAUGAGGUUAUUGAUCCGGCUGUUACAAUUAAAGUGGUGGGUCAUCAAUGGUAUUGGUCAUAUGAGUAUUCAGAUCAUGCUUGGUCUAUAGAGUUUGAUAGUUAUAUGCUACCAACAUCAGAUUUAGAAUUAGGUCAAUUUAGAUUACUUGAAGUAGAUAAUAGAAUGGUUGUUCCUAUGGACACUCAUGUUAGAUUAAUAAUAACAUCUUCAGAUGUUAUUCAUUCAUGGGCUGUUCCAAGUUUAGGAAUUAAGUUAGAUGCGAUUCCAGGAAGACUAAACCAAACUUCUAUGAUUAUUAACAGAGAAGGAGUAUUCUUUGGACAAUGUAGUGAAAUAUGUGGAGUUCAACAUGGGUUUAUGCCUAUCGUUGUGGAAUCUGUAAAAAUGGAUAACUAUAUUUCUUGGGUUAAUAAUAUGUUAGAUGAAGCUUAG
Fonticula alba is the source of this 723-nucleotide messenger RNA. NCBI's taxonomy places the organism in Eukaryota, Rotosphaerida, Fonticulaceae. The record is from the annotation of a RefSeq genome assembly.